Molecule: messenger RNA, 1104 nt
Organism: Recurvomyces mirabilis
Lineage: Eukaryota; Fungi; Ascomycota; Dothideomycetes; Mycosphaerellales; Teratosphaeriaceae
Exons: 9
Coding region: 1-1104 (367 amino acids)
Biological process (GO): carbohydrate metabolic process
Molecular function (GO): polygalacturonase activity
Source: RefSeq, a predicted model, not a curated record
AUGCUUUCACUCUCGGGACUCGCGUUGUUCGCUGGCAUUGCCUCAGCAUAUGUAGUCAGCAACGGGACGACCUGUUACUUGUAUCCUGAAUCGCAGAUACAUCUUGGCCGUAACGUGGACGACACGCCGUCCAUCCAUCAGGCUUUCGACCAGUGCGGAACCAAUGGAACAGUCGUGUUCACCGAGGAGACCUUCCAUCUAAACACCGUGGUCAAUACUACUGGUCUGCUGAACUGUCUCGUGGAGCUCAAGGGGGAGCUGCUUUUCUCGACAAAUGUGCCAUACUGGCUCUCUCACAGCAUCAGCGUUGGCUUGCAGAAUCAGUCUACAGCGUGGCUGUUUGGCGGUACGAAUGUGACCUUCCUCGGCCAAGGAGGAUCGAUCAACGGCAAUGGUCAGACAUGGUACGACGAGAACCAGAAUCACUCGAAUCAGCCUGGCCGUCCCAUCACGAUCACCUUUUCCAACUCCACCAAUCUCUGGAUAGAGAACUUGCGUAUCAUCCAGCAACAGUUCUGGGCAACUUUCGUCACAUAUAGCCAUAACGUCACAAUGAAAGACGUCUACGUCAACGGUACAUCUAAUAGCAGGUGGAACACCGUCAACACCGAUGGCAGUGACACCUGGAACUCACGAGACAUCCUGAUGGAGAACUGGACCGUCGUGACAGGCGAUGACUGUAUAGCUGCCAAAGGCAACACAACCAACCUCCACGUAAAGAAUGUUACGUGCUACGGGGGUGCAGGCAUGACCAUAGGCUCCGUGGGCCAGUAUCCAAAUUCACCAGAUUACGAUGAGAACAUCGUCUUUGAGCAAGUGCGUACCAUAGAUACGUUCAACGGAGCAUACAUCAAGACCUGGCAAGGUGAAACGGCUGGUGUCUCAAGUAAUGGAGAUGCUGGUGGUGGUGGUUCCGGACUUAUCAGGAAUAUUACCUUCAAAGACUUCGACAUGAUCAACUGCUCGCUUCCUUUGCAGAUCACCCAAUGCAUUUACACAGAAGACGCGGGUGCCUGUGAGACGUCGAAGAGCAGGUAUAUUGAGGAUAUCCACUUUGAGAACAUCACUGCGACGUCUCGGUACAACAUCGCCGCCUCCUUGUAA